UCAAAUCUCUCCGUCGUUCUUUUCUUCUACGAUUCUCCGGAAGCUUCUUCUCCAGCCAAAUUGACCGGCGAUGGACCUCGGCCGUUUGGACUUGGGUUGCAUAAAGGUCUCCGACAAGCACGGCGCCGCUUCUCAGCCCAGCCCUCAGUCGCUCACGGCCACCUCCAAGAUCGGAAAGAACAAGAGUCCUAAAGAGACAGCUGUGUCAACAUUGAAUUCUCUUAACAAAUUCACAUCACAGAUUAAAAAGCCUGCUCACCGCAAAACUUCUCCACUCAAUUGGUUUCCACGAAAGAAAGGAGAAUCAUACUUGUUGAGGAAAAUUAAAAUGCUACAGGAAGCAGAUGGCAUGAAUGUUACUCUUGAUGAGACUCUAGGUGAUUCUAAUCCACAUUACUCAAAGGUUCUGAGUGAAAAAAUGGCAGCCAGAGAAGCUGCACAAAAGGCAAUGCAGGCACGGAAAGCUGCAUUGGUGGAAGCAUCAUGGUGUCGAAUACUUCUGGCAGCCAGGAUUCAUAGCAAAGAAGCAGAAGCUGAAUGGUUGAAAGCGGACAAAGCUGCAGCGGAAGCUUUUGAGGUGGCAUCAUCCAUGGGAGUGAUCAUGUAUGAUAUACCAAACUGCACUCGCAAGCCUUCUGUAGAAACAUCCACAGUAAAUGGAGGAAGUUCUACUACCCACACUGUCACAGCAUCUUUUGAGACUGCAUUCGACGUGGACAAAGAAGUUGCUGCUGCUGUGAAGGUUGCGUUGGUUAGGCUUGGAAAUAGCCCUUCUUUCAAUAAAGAUGAGUUUAAAGAACUGCUUCGAAAAAUUAGUGAGAACCCCGAUACAGUUGGAAGUAAUCAGGAAUUAUCUGAGUUCAGCUCAGAGUGUGAAUCAGAAGCUGGAUCAGAACUUGAAGCAGUGACCAAGAAAGAUAAUGUCAGUUCCCAAGAUUUGGAAUGUAAGAUGCAAGGUCUGGAGUUAAGACAAAAGAAAAAUAGAAGACAGUCUUUUGGAAAGCUUAGUAUGGAAAAUAUAGUGGUCAUGAUUCUUCAGAGGCUUCAAUGCUUGAAAGAAGAGGAACUCUCUUCUCUUGCCACUAUAGUUGCUACUUGUGGUUUAAAUGCCGCCUUGGCAGAAAAUAGCAAGCUGCUUGGUCCAGGAUCUGCUGCUGAGACAUUUCCACGAAGAAUGUCUUCUUUAGGAGGAGGGAAGCCUGAAUACUUCUCAGAUGGACAGAACAGAAGGAAGGAAAUUAAAUCAGAACUCCCAAGUCUAGACAAGUUUCUGGUUAAGCACAUGACUAAGCUUGAAAAAGAAGUGCAAGAAGUCAAGAACAGAAGGAAUGAGUCUAAGAAAGGAACUGUGAGCAAUUCUGAUAGAAUCAUCAAUGAUAAAGCCAGUUCAGAUAAAUCCACCUUGGGGACUGUUCCAGACUUGGGAAGUAUCAUGUUGAAGCAUGGUUCAAAAUUUGAGAAGGAGAUUGAAGAGGCAAAGGAAAAUUCAAGAGGAGACUAUGAAACAAUUCAGAAGAACUCAAACAGAAACAAAACAUCAUCUGAUGUGGUUCCUAGCUUGGAGUGUAUGCUGAUUAAACAUUUUUCAAAACUUGAAAAGGAAGUUGAUGAAGCCAAGAAAACCUUUGCAAGAACAGCUGCUAUUUGUCAUAUGAAAGUGGGAGGAGAAAAUUCCACAGAACUCCCCAGCCUUGACAAGGUCCUGGUGAAACAUGUUUCAAGACUUGAGAAGGAGGUCCAGGAGGCAAAGAACAGAAGGGAAAACAAUACUCGAGGUGUCAGUGUUGGUUCACAUGCUACAGAUGUCAAUCCCUGUUCUAGUGAAGGACCAGAGGAGAAAGAAAAUAUUGACCUCAAUAAGAAUGCUGCAGUUAAGAAUGAUGGUGCACCGGAAACAAAUAAGAAGGCUGGAACCAAAGGGGCUGAAGUUAAUCUCGAGAUGAUGCUUAAGCCAGUGCACAGGUUAGAAAGAGAGAAAAUGCAAGCCUUGGCAAAGGGAAACAAUUCUGAGUAUCAUACAAUUGACAAGAAAAAGGUCGGAAACAGCUUUACGGAAUGUGAGAGCUUGGAUAAAGUUUUGGUAAAACAUGUAUCCAGGUUGGAGAAGGAGAAGAUGAAGAUGAAGCUUGGUGCAGAAGAACCUCUUGAAUUGAAGAGAAGCAAAGCAAAACUGCAUUCACUUGAUGAUGAAGCAGGUGGCUUGGACCAAGUUUUGGUUAAACAUAAAUCAAGACUUGAGAGAGAAAAGGUGGCUGCUGCUCAGAAACCAGAAGACCAGACUAGAUUCUCUGUGACUCGAAAACAAGCAAGGGAGAGAGAACUACAAGAACAAUGGGGAGGUCUAGGCUUAGGAAACGCCAUGAAGCCACACCAGUCGAAACUUGAACUGGAUAAGGCCGCUUGGAUUAAAGCUGAGCAAGAGGAAAAGAGGCAAGCUGUGGGAUUCUGAGGCUGAAGGUGGGAAAUAUGAAGCAGUCACGGCCCAAACUGUAAAGAAUAUGUUUCUGAAGUUGAUUUGUUACAGGAGAAUAUUUUGUGUAUAGAAGCAAGCAAUCACAGCAAUGCUUGGAUUGAAUUCCUGAACUUGAAGUCAUCAUAGUCAUCACUCAUCGAGGCCAGAUUAUAUACCCAACCAUCAUGAACGCAUUAAAAUGCAGAUAUCAUAUAGCCUUGGAAGCUUCCAGUGAAUUCAACUCUUAUCACUUCCACCAUUGGUCAUCUCAGCUAUCACCUCCUCAUCAAUUUUUUAUGAUCUCUUGGAUUCACAAAUUCAUCCACCCCAAACUUCUUGACUUCCUCAAAUCGGUUGGAGUCAAGAUCAACUCUGAUCCUUCAAAACCCUGAAACCCUUGCACCUUCGGUUCUGCAACAUUUACAGUGGCAUCAAAACCUUUUACAAUUCCGCAACUAAGAACAUAAACUUAGUCAAGAGGUGCCGCAUGGUUGAUCUUCGCAGUGGAACACUUAUAUUGCUCAAACACAACAA
Argentina anserina (silverweed cinquefoil) is the source of this 2986-nucleotide messenger RNA. RefSeq lists its product as uncharacterized. The record is from RefSeq and is a predicted model, not a curated record. Bases 71 to 2449 code for a protein of 792 amino acids. The transcript has 5 exons. NCBI's taxonomy places the organism in Eukaryota, Viridiplantae, Streptophyta, Magnoliopsida, Rosales, Rosaceae.